Messenger RNA from Diaporthe citri, 1467 nucleotides. RefSeq lists its product as uncharacterized. The transcript has 5 exons. NCBI's taxonomy places the organism in Eukaryota, Fungi, Ascomycota, Sordariomycetes, Diaporthales, Diaporthaceae. Gene Ontology annotation, biological process: L-tryptophan biosynthetic process. Bases 1 to 1467 code for a protein of 488 amino acids. The record is from RefSeq and is a predicted model, not a curated record.
AUGAGUGUCCCAGACCAGAUCGUCCCGUCGUUGGACACGGUGAAGGAUGUGCUGGCUAAGCAGCAAGGACCGAAGAAACCGAAUCUCGUGCCGCUGUACGGCCAGAUCUCUUCGGACCUGAUCACGCCCUCCUCGGCGUACCUGAAGGUCGUGGCUCACACGAAGUCGCCGUACUCUGUCCUCUUUGAGAGCGCUGCGUCCGAGCAGGUCGGCCGGUACAGCUUCGUCGGGGCGGGCCCGAGGAAGAUCCUGAAGACCGGCGAGGGCCACGGCGAGUCCUGCGAUCCGAUCCCUGCGCUGGAGAAGGAGCUCUCUCAAUAUUUUGAGCCGAAGACAGCUCGGCCUAUGAAGGAUGUCCUGCAGAUUCCGGAGUCACUUUUUCACUUCUAUGAUACCAUAAUAGCCUUCGACCGCUUCUUUGGCGUCAUCAAGGUUAUUACCUAUCUGCGAGUGCCAGAGAACCCAGCCGACAUCGACAGCGAGUACGCCAAGGCGACGACUGUCAUUGAAGAUCUUGUUGGCGUCCUCGAGGCCCCCGAGACUCCCUUGCCGGAGCAGAAACCCAUCCAGCUGGGCCGUGAAUACACGUCCAACAUUGGUCAGGACGGAUACGAAGGUCAUGUCAAGAACCUGAAGAAGCACAUCAUUGUGGGAGACAUUAUCCAGGCUGUCCCAUCCCAACGCUUUGCACGGCCCACGGAUCUGCACCCUUUCAACGUUUACAGGCACCUUCGCACCGUCAACCCUUCGCCGUACCUCUUCUUCAUCGACAAUGGUGACUUCCAGAUCAUCGGUGCAUCCCCCGAACUGCUCGUCAAGGAAGAGGCCGGCCGGAUCAUAACCCAUCCCAUCGCCGGUACCGUCAAGCGGGGCAAGAACCCCGAGGAGGACGAGCGCUUGGCCGCAGAGCUGGCGAACUCCCUCAAGGACCGCGCAGAACACGUCAUGCUGGUCGACCUGGCGCGCAACGACGUCACGCGCGUCUGCGAUCCGCUGGAGACCCGGGUCGACAGGCUGAUGGUCGUAGAGAAGUUCUCGCACGUCCAGCAUCUCGUGUCCCAGGUCUCGGGUGUCCUCCGGCAAGGCAAGACGAGGUUCGACGCCUUCCGCUCCAUAUUCCCUGCCGGCACGGUCUCCGGCGCCCCCAAGGUCAAGGCCAUGGAGCUGAUCGCCGAGCUGGAGAAGGAGAAGCGUGGCGUCUACGCCGGCGCGGUCGGGUACUUCGGCUACGGCAGCGUGUCUCCGUCUGGAGAGGAGAAGGAGGGAGCUAUGGACACCUGCAUCGCUCUUCGCACGAUGAUGACCAAGGAUGGCGUAGCGUACCUGCAAGCUGGCGGUGGUAUUGUGUUCGACUCGGACCCGUAUGAUGAGUGGAUGGAGACAAUAAACAAACUUGGCGCGAACAUGCAAUGCAUCACCUCCGCCGAAAAGAUUUACGUGCAUCGUCAGGCGAAGGGAGCGCAGUAG